Messenger RNA from Trypanosoma cruzi, 1875 nucleotides. RefSeq lists its product as uncharacterized. The record is from RefSeq and is a predicted model, not a curated record. Lineage: Eukaryota; Euglenozoa; Kinetoplastea; Trypanosomatida; Trypanosomatidae. The coding region runs from base 1 to 1875 and encodes 624 amino acids. The transcript has a single exon.
AUGCUCCGAGUGUGCAACAACGUGGAGGAGGCGCUCGAACUGAGCAACCGAUGGCAGAUUCCGUUACUUAUAUUUGUGCAAAGCCCUCCUUCAGAGGUGGGGAGGCAUACUGAUGCUUUUGCUUUUACAGAAAUGUAUACAACGUCUUCCCGUGGAAAUAGAGUAAUAAAGCCAACUUUUAUGUUGGGCAAUGGGCCGCUGGCAAGCAAUGGAGGGGCGCAGCGGAAGGUGUUGGAAGCUGUGUUGCAUCAAUCCCGUUUGGAUUUGGUGACAAUUGUGCAUUUUAUGGAGGCAGGCUCGGAGGCACAUAAUCUCUUUAUUGCUGCCGUGCCAGAGGCCAGCAACACGGUUCCACGUCUUCACGUGUUUCCAUCUUCCCUACGAGAGCAGCCACGGAUUGUGUUGCAUGGCGUCGCUCUUACCCCUGGACGUAUUUGUGAUGCCAUUCGUUUUGGGUUGCAGAUGCCACCUCCAACAAAAGUUGCGAGAGCGAAGGAAGAAUUCAUGCGGCAGGUGGAAGAAAUGAAUGCGGCAGUUGCGGAGGGAGGAAGUAUGGUGCUGUCAACGGGGGUUGGAAUCACUGCUACUUGUGCAAGUGGAACGGCGUCUGGCACUGUUGCUGGGAGUGGGAGUGGGGGUCUCAAGGGUCUUCACUUCAUUGAGCUUAACGGCCUUGAUAAGAGGGAAUUUGUCGUCACAUCACCCGGCAUGACGUUGCGUACCGUGUGGGUGAAGGUCGAGCAGGCCCUCGGCCGGGAACGGCAGGUGGCAGGUGGGACGGCACGUUCACACGGAGGCCAAACGUUCGUCUUGCACAUCGAACCACCCGAGACGGCCACCCCAAACUCCACCAGCGGCGAAAAGGCGACUGGCCACGUGGUGGUUGAUUCCGUUGAGGCCGCUGCCAAGAUUGAAAUUCACACAAUGCCACACAACACAAAAGUGACGGUGGUGAGGAACGAGCCGAGUGCGACGGGGCCACAGCCAGUUGGGCCAAGUUGCGGCAGAGAGCCUCAAACCGAAAACGGCGAAAGAGAAAAUGUGAUGAGGUGCGACGGCGGUGUGUGUAGAAUCGGUGGCAAUUCUUUGAGCGGGGAGCCGAACAUUGAACAACAGAAAGACGCCUUGCCUCCCACAGCCUCUGCUGUGGAAGAGAAGCAGGAGACGAAGCCGGCGCACAAUUCUUCUAUUAACAGAGAAAAUGCCCGUAUACAUGUGCGUUGCUCCCUUCCGAGCGGCGGCGCCCACAUGGUGGAUGAUCUUGACCCCGCCGUCGCCACCUUAUCUACACACCUACGCCGCCCAAUUGCAGGGUUGAUCGGCCACGAUGCCUUUGUAUUUGCUCGAGUGUACCCGCCACAUCGCUUUUCCCUCGAGGAGGAGACAAAACCCCUUGAGACCCUUGGGAUGCGCAGCUCGUCCGCCCUGCGAGUCGUGCCUACUGGAGGCCCACCGAAUGCUCGACAGGAGCCGAAACUCACAGAAGUCAACAAAAUUGGGUUAUUUGGCCUCGUUUCCUCGUUGCUGCGACGCGCCGGUGCGUCAACUCCCUUUGUUGGGACAACCCAAACAACAGCGUUGCCAUUCGGUGAUACGCGUGCCGCAGGGACAACUGCACAAGGGAGUCGAUUCCGCACGAUGGCCGAGAUGCGUGCAAAGGAGGAGGAGGAAGAAAGAAGACUUGCUGCCGAGUCUAUUGCGUCGGCGGAUCUCACAAAAGAACAUCGUCGGAAGAAGGCGAACCGGUAUUACGGUGGGGGCUCCACAGAAUACGCUGGAUGGGACGACAACGAGUUGGAGAAGGAAGAUGGGAAAACAGACGGUGAGAGCGACGUCGGUGAGGAGGCUACGGACCAUGCCAAAAAGAAUGCAUAG